UGAUCCUGGUUGCCAGGCAGUCAGAGUCAGACACCUAUGGUCAGACACAUCAUGACGACACCGGAAACGACGUGUGGCUGCAGCCAUUUUUGUGACAAUUUCAGGACAACAGGACUAGGACAACAGUUUCAGGCUGAGCCGUAAUACACAACGAAGUUGCACAGAAUUAUGGCUGAAAGCCCGAGACACAUCACGAUUCAGAAAAAUCAACCGUACCCGAAGUUGGAGAAAUGCACAAAAUGUUGCAACAAAUUUCAUUGUCCCUUUUGUGCGACCAGUGUGUACAAGCCCUCCAGACGGAGCAAACUCGAAGUACAUCUGAAAGCCCACUGUAGAAGAGCAUUCGUUCUUGGAGAAUAUACCACACAUAGAUGUGGACUCCGCUGUAGAAAGGCUCUCCAUUUCCACUGUAUGUACUGUGAGGCGACAAUUUUGAGGAGAGAAUGUUUUAAAAACCAUUUAGAAGUGUGUAAACAGAGGCCACAUUCUGAAUCAGACACCAAAAUGUUGCCAAGCCCCAAUACGACGGUGACCUCUCCGACUUUGGCAAACACCGCUCCAGCCAUCAGUACACCUAAGACUGUCCCUACAGUCAAAUGCACACCGUCCAGCACUGUGACAGCGACCGCUCCAACAAUAAUAAACACAUCGCCAUCGACCACCACCAGUACGUUGAAAGAUGCGACACUCUGUGAACCAACUCUGAAUGCUCUGCCUAUCACAGACCCACCAUCAAACAUCAGUUCUAACAGGAGUCGGACACGGCCGAUUGUUAAAAUCACAUGCCCAAAGUGUCAUAUCAUCAUUAAUAAAACCAACCUACAAAAGCACAUUGAGCGCAAACACCCAGACGAGUCAGUCUUUGGCACCGAUGAAACGUUCCAGCUGACAACCCAGUGUGUUGAUGAAACAAACGGGAUAUAUGCUGUUAUCAAAGUCGUGAAAGGUAACAGCUUCCCGGUUCAUGUAAAAUACCAGACAUGGGGAGAAAACCGAACCGUUUGCGAAUCAAAUGAGUGCCAGGUCAACAUAAAUAUUGCACAGAAGAGCGGCAUCCCAUUGUACCAGUGCAUGCAUAUCAGUGCCGCGAGCAUGUGCAAGUCUUUGGCGGAUCAAGUCUCGCUCAAGGAAGACGUUUUAACAGAAAUGGUGAGAGGAAAAUGGUUCAGCAACAAAAAGAAAAGGCAAUGCCUUGCUUUGCAACAGCUUGCCGAUAGUAAACACGCACCACUUUCUGUUCAAACCUCGACUGACAUCUCAUCGGUACAAAAGUUCAUUUCUGUAUUCGAGCCAAGUGUGUCGUCUUAUAGUACUUUAGGGCGCGUCAUGGUUGUUUACAAUGCACCAUUGAACACAUGGACUUGUCCCUGUACCAGAUUUCAGCAUUCAUGCAUGCACAAAUACAUUGCCAAAUGGCAUCUGUUUCAAACGCUUCCUGAGCUGUUUAGUUCGCCACACAGCAUCCCACUUUCAGAAGAGGACAGCGUCUCGGAAAACAAUCAUGUGUAUCCACCGAGAGGUCUGGGAUUGGAGUAUAUGGUGAAUUACAUUCUUCAGCAUAAGAAGAUUCCUGCUGUUCUUCCCGAAGAAAUGCGCUUGCCGUCUUCACACAAGGAUUACCCACAAAGCCUUUGUCCACAUGAAACCGUGUGUCAGGAAUGUCCAGGCGAUGUCCCACUCAGCGAUCCGAUUUUAAUUACACAGAAAGCCAAAAUACUGACCAAUUGGUGCAUUGUUGAAGAUGUCAGCACCUUCUGCAAGCAGUGCCCUCAGUGUGGGAUAUUUUAUCGAUACCAGGAGUGGAAAGACCGUCUGCAUAACUUCAAUGAUCACGUCAUCCUUGACUUUCCUUUAUGCAUAACCUUAAGGCAUCUUCUACAGGUCUACACUUCGGUAAGCCGAGCAGUGGAGUAUUUACAGUUAGUGACCGGUGUGGAGUUUCCACCUCCAGACACAGUCCUGCAGGCAUAUUUACAGUUUGAAGCCCUCACAGAUCAUGAGUACAAGUAUUCAUGCCCCAGCUGUGGUGAUCAUCCUCCAGUGGUGAUCAUGGGUUUUCACAAACACAGCGAUUCUCUGUUAUCAGAAAAUGACAUUGAAGAACCUCCAGAGAAUUUUAAAGGAGAGGUUAAUCUGGAGACGUUCUGGGAGACGCUGUCCAAAGAGAUCAUUUGUCAAGGACUUGUUACAGAUGACAGUCAAAAUCCAUUUACAGUACCACCAAAUUAUCACUUUUGGGCUCCUUGGAUAGGUAAAAAAACACGACAUUCAGACACGGUGUUAAACACAGAAUUUGAGAAAGUUUGUCCCUCGAAGUCUGCAAUGGAGAUUUCAGAAGUGGCAGUUACAGAGGAGAGACUUGCAGAAGAACUUUUCAGACAGAAGGCUGAUGUGAUUAGAAGUUUAUGCAAUGACUGCGGUGUGGAUUCGACUGGAUCACGCACUGAUCUGCUUCUAAGAUUGGCCAAUGAUGUGAAAUCCAGGGAGAACUUUGGCAAAAUCUGUGCAAAAUUCUGGAGUGCCUCUGGUGGCUGGGGAUUCAUCAUGUGCCCCUGUGGAAUCGUUUACAGUCUCAAAUGCAAUCUUCGAGCUGAAAGCCCUCGAGACUUCGCUGAUUUGCUCUUAUCAUGGCAGCACAUGCCUAACGUCAUCGUUUAUGAUUUUGCACAGGGUCUCGCCACUCACAUGAAUCCGAAGGCAUCAGAAAAGAUGCUGAUCUCUCCAUUUGAAGGACGCUUAAUGGAGCCCACUCAGGAUAACAUAGAGCUGGCGAAGCGUGGACAGCUUAAAGUAUCACUUCCUUGGCUGGAGGAAAAAAUGCCAAUGGCAGAUCCUCACGGUCACCCAGUGACUGGUUCAGCUGACCAUUAUAUACUUUAUCAGGAUAGCAUCAGAAAAGACAGUGAAGAAGAUUCUCUGAGAAAACUCACACUCGUGCCUCAGCUGGAUGGCAAAGUUAGUGGUGAAACUGCAGAACAACUGUUGGCUAAACUCAGGGAAAACUGCUGUUUCUUGAACAUGUCUCUGCCAUCGAUUCAUCUGUUUCAAAUGAGGAACUUCAUUCACCACUAUAAUGAAAACAAGGCCCAGAAAGUGAGCACCAGAUUGGCGCAGGGUUGUGAAUCUAGCUUGAUGCAGACUGAUGUGUUCGAGCAGGCUGUGUCAGAAAAUCCAGGAGAAACCAAGAAUACAGAUGUGAUUGAGGACUCAAUCCUGACAUCUUUGGAGGAACUGAGCAGCCCUUGACUGGGCCUUCUGAAACAGCGUUGUGAAGGGGACACUUUACUGUCAGUGGGCGCCGUCUUUUGGAUGGGACAUUGAACUGGCGUGCUGACUCUCUGUGCUCAUUAAAAAAUCCCAAGGCAUUUUUCGUAAAGGGUAGGGGUGUAACCACAGUGUCCUGGCCAAAUUCACUCCAUUGGCCCUUACCCAUCCUGGCCUCCCAAUCAUCCUCAUCCACUGAAUUGUCCUGUGGUUGCCGUCAAAUCAUCCAAUGGUGGUGGUGGUGUGCAGCAUCCCUUCAUGAUUGUGAAGCGCUUUGGGUAUAUGACCAUACACAAUAAAUGUGCUAUGUAAAUACGCACACUGCAUUACAAUGUU
Danio rerio (zebrafish) is the source of this 3600-nucleotide messenger RNA. NCBI's taxonomy places the organism in Eukaryota, Metazoa, Chordata, Actinopteri, Cypriniformes, Danionidae. The record is from RefSeq and is a predicted model, not a curated record.